AUAGCUUAAAAAGUGAGCUCUUUUGCAUAAACAAGUCAGUCGUCCACCACAGCUCGGGGAAAUCGGAAUCAAAAAGGAGCAGAGUGAAUUUGAACGGUCUUUGUGAGCGAUAUCAAUAUCAGCAAUGGCUCUCACUGAGCCAUCAGUUUACUACCACCCUCACACAUCUGAUCUUCAUAUCAACAGACCAUACUACAGCCAGGAAAAUCUGCACGAGGCAACGGACUACGCCAAACCGAAGAUCAAUAGAAUCAAGCAUUUCUUCAAAAGCAACUGUGGUGAUGUUCGGCCUUUGAAAAUAAUUCGCGGAAUCUUCCCCAUAUUCCAAUGGCUGCCAUCAUACGAUUGGAAACUGGACUUUCCAUGCGACGUGAUCGCAGGGGUCACCGUCGCCAUCAUGCACAUUCCUCAGGGUCUAGGGUACGCCCUUCUGGCCGGCGUGCCAGCCGUCACGGGCAUUUAUAUGGCCCUCUUUCCUAACAUUGCCUACUUCUUCUUCGGAACUUCAAGACACAAUUCCAUGGGUACAUUUGCUGUGAUUACACUUCUGGUUGGGCGUUCUGUAGCAGAAUUUUCUAAAAAUCCUGCUUUCACACAUACUGUGUCCAUGGAGGUAAACGGAACAUGGAUUGAGAAGAACGUGAUGUAUACAGAUAUAGAGGUCGGCACGUCUGUUACGCUGAUAGUCUCCUUUUUCCACUUCAUCAUGUACUUCUUUCGGAUGGGCAUCGUCUGCUCUCUUUUGUCGGACGCACUGGUCAACGGCUUCAUCUGCGGCGCCGGUGUGCACAUUUUCACCUCGCAGAUUAAGGCAGCAGUCGGUGUCAAGCCCAAGAGAUACUCCGGUCCUUUGAAUAUCAUAUAUACCUGGAUCGACAUGUUCAAACUGCUUAUCUACUCAACGGAAUAUACCAGACCAGCAAUUUUUACUGCAAUCAUCCUAACUGUUAUUUGCCUGGCUGUACUAAUAUUUAACUUUUACGUUUUGAAGCCAUGGCUGGAGAAAUAUACUAAAAUCCCAUUCCCCAUGGAACUGGUGUUGAUUGUGGCAGGUGUUUUUGCAGCAACAGGUCUUGAGCUCAAGAAAAAUUAUCACACUGUGGACAUUGGCUUCAUUCCGAAAGGAAUUCCUGGCCCGACGUUUCCCUAUUUGUACCUGUUCAAGGAACUCUUGCUGAAUAGUUUUGUGACCGCCGUUGUGGCCUACGCAGUUUCAAUGUCGAUGGCAUUUAUUUUGGCUGAAGGAGAAAACUAUGAGGUCGAUCCAAACCAGGAAUUCCUUGCCCAUGCCGUAGGCAACUUUUUUGGCUCGAUCUUCGCCUGCAUUGUUUACGGUGCCUCUCUGUCCAGGAGUAUGGUGCUCAGGGGUGUCGGUGGGAAAACGCAGUUCACUGCUCUCAUAGCUGCGGGCAUCAUAGUCAUAGUUUUAUUGUGGAUAGCAGACUUUUUUGAGCCUUUACCGCAGUCAGUGUUGGCAUCCAUCAUCAUGUUUGCCCUGCGAAAAAUCCUGAUGCAAGUGACCGACCUGCCACGUUUCUGGCGCCACUCUCGUCUCGACGGUUUAGUUUGGAUCAUCGUGUUCCUUUGUGUAGUGAUAAUCGAUAUCGACUACGGCCUGCUCAUUGGCAUCAUCCUCUCCAUCGGCGCCAUCUUCCUUCAGGGUCUGAAGGCCUACACCUGUCUGGUGGGCAAUAUUCCAGGGACAGACCUCUAUCUCGACGUCAACAGGUACAGAGCAGCCAAGCAACUUUCAGGAGUCAAGAUCAUUCGCUACCAGGGAGCCAUUAACUUUGCGACAAGGGGCCACUUGAGGGAAGAAGUUGCCAGGCUAAGCGGAAUAAAUGCCCAAAAAGAGAAAAGAAGAAAGAAUCGGGAAAUGAAGAAAACCGAGAAGAUGCUCAAAAAACAGCAUGGAGGAAUGGCAGAGGCAAGCACCUCAAGAGUGGAAGGAACAACUAAUAUUGCAUUUGUUGGUGAUCACACCGAAAUAAAUGUUCCGCAGAAGACCUACUGCAUUAUUUUGGACUUCUAUUCAAUGAGCAGUAUCGAUCCAGCUGGCAGUGGUGCCCUGAAGAAAGUUUACACCGAGUACAAAGAAGUAGACAUUCCAGUAUAUAUUACUGGUUGUCUAGGUCCUGUUUUUGAGCAAAUCAAAAAGUGCGGCUACACAGAAGGCGAAGACGCGCUGCCUCUUUUCCCUACCAUCGCGGAUGCUGUUCACUUUGCACAAAACACCAUACCACAGCUCAAGCUGCCUGCCCGAGAAGUUGCACCCGUUGAAUUUGGUGCCGCAGCUGGAUAGGAUUCUUUCACAUAUUAAUUGUUGUUGAAAUUGUCAGGUUUAUACCAUUAUAAAUUUUAUUUCAAAUAAUAUAUGUAAAUUUUGUACAACUUGUGUUUAGUUUUGGGAAAUGGUUUUCUUUUCACCUAAGUCAUUGCGGGUUGGGCCUUUCAAUCGUGUGCUAUUCCUUAUAAGGGACUUUUUUAAAUUCUCUUCAUUUAAAAUUUUGUAUCUGAAAUAAAGGCAAAUUGUACAAAAGAAAAAA
This is a messenger RNA of Cloeon dipterum, 2546 nucleotides long. RefSeq names its product prestin-like. The record is from RefSeq and is a predicted model, not a curated record. Gene Ontology annotation, molecular function: sulfate transmembrane transporter activity; oxalate transmembrane transporter activity; bicarbonate transmembrane transporter activity. Gene Ontology annotation, cellular component: plasma membrane. Bases 125 to 2302 code for a protein of 725 amino acids. The transcript has 15 exons. Lineage: Eukaryota; Metazoa; Arthropoda; Insecta; Ephemeroptera; Baetidae. Gene Ontology annotation, biological process: transmembrane transport.